AUGAACCAGUCGGACCUGCUUGUAUACGACGUUAUUCCCAAAACCCCUUCGCCCCUCGUGUCGCCCCGUCUCAGAAGCUCGAGAUCCCUUGCUCAACUCGAGCCGGCGGACCGGAUACAACGCCCGGGAGGUGACGGAGGCAUAGCGACACAGAGGGGCGCCCUGCGCUUCAUCAACUCGGACCCGGGCAACUCGAGGCCCGGUCCAUCAAGAAACGGCCCCAGUGUUCCAGAACAAGCCUUUAGAACGAAGAACCUCACCAUCAAAAGCCACGUCGGAUUCGCAACCCCGCCUCGGCCGCAACAGCUCCCCAUCAUCUCUGCCACCUCGCGCGGGUGGCAGAUAUUCCGGCCAUCUGUCUGUGACUGA
Molecule: messenger RNA, 369 nt
Organism: Colletotrichum orchidophilum
Lineage: Eukaryota; Fungi; Ascomycota; Sordariomycetes; Glomerellales; Glomerellaceae
Exons: 3
Coding region: 1-369 (122 amino acids)
Source: RefSeq, a predicted model, not a curated record